Tigriopus californicus is the source of this 2072-nucleotide messenger RNA. RefSeq names its product PAT complex subunit CCDC47-like. Gene Ontology annotation, biological process: endoplasmic reticulum calcium ion homeostasis. Gene Ontology annotation, molecular function: calcium ion binding. Lineage: Eukaryota; Metazoa; Arthropoda; Copepoda; Harpacticoida; Harpacticidae. Gene Ontology annotation, cellular component: endoplasmic reticulum. The transcript is spliced from 2 exons. The coding region runs from base 298 to 1860 and encodes 520 amino acids. The record is from RefSeq and is a predicted model, not a curated record.
GAGCAAGUAUUUAGAGGAGAUAGAGGCCAGCCACAUAACGUGGGAGAAAGGACCAGGCGGAAGAUUGAAGAGGAGGGUUAGGCCGGAUUCGUUUCAGCCUACAUGUACUGUACUGACUGUCAAGCCAGAGAGCCUCCACACAGCCUCCACCAAAUCUUAAAGCCUGAAGGCCCAAGAUAGGGAAGAAUCCAGUCGACUUCGCACCCCCUCUUCCAAUUUUUUGUACCUUGGGGUACAAGGAAUCCACAAGGGGAUUUAAGGGCCAUUGAUCACAAGUUGAAAAGCGACUGAAAGAAAAUGAGCUCGACGGUUCGAUUUCUGAGUGGUCGGAGGACGAAAUCCUCGGGAUUUGCCUUACGGUGGAUCUUCAUUGUGUGCUCGGUUUCCUUCGUUUUGCUCCUGAAGUCCAAUGGAUCCAUGGCCAAUCAAGACACUUUCUUGGAUCCGGAUGACGUGAAUGAUUUUGCUGAAUUUGACCUGGACGAAGAGGAAUUUGAGAAUGUGAAACGAGAAGACAGAGGCCAGGCUAAGAAACCACCUUUGGACGAGGAUGAUGAUUUUGACGAUGAAGAGGAAGAAGAGGAGGGCCAAGCCGACCCCGUGGCCUCUGAUGCCAAAGCCAAAGUCAAGCCCUUUGACCAAGGCCUGGAUGAAGAUGAGGCUCUGGUGGAGGAUGACGAUGAGUUUGCCCAUUUUGCCGAUGAUGAAGAGUUUGAAGGCUACGGCUCGGAUGAAGGGUUUGGCAAGAAACCCGCCGAGAAGACCCCACCGCCCAAGACCAUUAAGAUUACCAAUGUGCCAGCCCAUUUGCGCAACAACUGGGAAAGCUACUACCUUGAGAUCUUGAUGGUAGCCGGGAUUGUGGUCUACUUUUUGAACUUCUUCACUGGCAAGUCCAAGAACCACAAGAUCGCCUCGACUUGGUUCGAGAGCCAUCGGCCAUUGCUGGAGAGCAACUUCGCCUUGGUUGGCGACGACGGCUCCAAGAACAUUGAGGAGAUUGACACGCCUCUCCUGAAGGAAUCAGAGCACCUGUUCACCCUCUGGUGUAGCGGGCGGGCAGGCUGUGAGUCCAUGUGUGUGGAUCUCAAGUUGCUCAAGCGUCAAGACUUGGUGUCCGUGAUUGCCAACAUCAUGAAGCCCGCUCACGAUCAGGUUCACAUUCGUGUGAACAUGCACCCUGAUGAUAUGGACUCGUUUGUGUUCUGUUUGGCCCACAAGAAGGCGGCCACCAAGCUCAGCAAAGAGAUGAAUGACUUGUCGUCGUUUUGCCCGGAGCGGCGUUCAGCUGAAAAGUACGGCGUUCCAGCCCAAUUUAUGCUCAUGGCCGAGAUGGCCGAGGUGUCCUCUGCCAUGCUGGAUAGCAAGAUGAUAGCUGUUUUAAAUAAGUAUCCCGAGUCUAUUGAUAGCAUUCACAUCUCUGAUCAGUUCACCGGUCCCAAGCCCCAAGACGACCAGGUGCCCGAGGAACUACCCAAGGGUAAGAAGGUGCUCAUCUUCGCUUUCAACAUUCCCUUGAAGAAAGUGCAAGUAGAAGAGGCCGUUGAUAACAUGAAGCACUUGCUCCUCCUCGUCUUCUACAUGGUCGAUAAACUACGUCGUUAUCGUCUGAGCCGUGAAGGCAAGAACAAGGCCGAGAAGAAUCGUGCCAAAGUGGCCGAGGCCCAUUGGAAGUCCAUCCAUGUGGCUCGGGCCGAAAAGGCCCAAGAGGAAAGAGAACGUAAACGUCGCGAGUUGAAGGACAAGAUCCGAGAAAUCGAGGAUCCCGAGCGUCAACGAAAAUUGGAGGAACGCGAGGCUCGACGGGAUAAGAAGAAGGCCGCUCCCAAGAUGAAGCAGCUGAAAGUGAAGGCCAUGUAGAGCGGGCGAAUAUACCAAACCCUUUUUGUUAAUAUGAACGAACUCGAUGGUGUCACUAGUUCAGGCUAUACAAUAACGCGUUGCCACAGUUUUCGGGGCAUUACACUCACCCUAUUUGAUUCCUUUCCGGUUCAUGGUUAGCUCAUGUUGCGGGGAUUUCCAUGAGCGAAUCCCCAACUCCGUUUUAUAGUUCAAUAAAUUGUUCCCAUCCA